AUGGAGGACAAGAAAGAAAAUCUCCCAGAGGUGCUGAAGUCACAGAGUGGAAACGAUAUCCAGCACAUAGAGGAGAAUCUCAAGGUACCGGUGGCAGCCAACAUCAAGCAAGGACAAGACAGUGAACUGUACCUUGAAGCAAUUCAGAGAUAUCCUAAUGAUGAGGCCAUCGAUAAAGAAGCAGAAAGGAGGCUGAAACGCAAGCUUGACAUGCACCUCCUUCCACUUCUUGGCAUAUGCUACUUCUUUUAUUAUGUUGACAAGACGACACUUUCCUACGCAGCAAUAUUUGGCAUUAAAGAGGACCUGCAUCUAUCUGGUUCAGAAUAUUCCUGGUUGUCAAGUAUUUUCUACUUUGGAUGGUUAGUUUGGGCAAUCCCAUCUAACCUCCUCAUGCAACGCAGCCGGAUGGCUUGGUAUCUCGCCUUCAACAUCUUCAUGUGGGGCGUACUUCUCAUGUGCGAGGCUGCAUCGCAGAACUUCGGCGCGCUUGCGGCACUCCGGGUUAUUUCUGGCGCGUUUGAGGCGAUCGCUGACCCUGCGUUCAUGCUCGUCGUCUCUACAUACUAUACCCGUGCGGAGCAACCUUGGCGUAUUUCGGCAUACUAUUUAUGGAAUGGUAUCGGUAUUGCCGGCGGUGGUCUUAUUGGUUAUGGGAUCGGCAAUAUUAAGGGUGGUCUUCAAUCCUGGCGAUAUGAGUUUCUCAUCAUCGGUGCCCUUUGCGCUGCCUGGGGAAUUGCAAUCGGCUUGCUGUUACCCAACUCGCCAGCAACAUUUUGGGGCUUCAAUCGUGAAGAGAAACUGUUAAUGAUUGCACGACUGCGAUCCAACCAGACCGGUAUUGAGGGACGAAAAAUUAACUGGGGUCAGGUCAAAGAAGCAUUUUUCGAUUACAAAACAUGGCUAUUUACUGUCCUUGGUUUCCUUGCCAACGUUCCCAACGGCGGAAUAUCCAACUUCUCUACUUUGGUUAUCCAAGGCCUCGGCUUUGAUACACUCAACACGGCGCUUCUCGGUAUACCCCAGGGAGUCAUUGUGGUCAUUUGGAUUGUGCUUGGAGGAUACGCGAACCAAUAUAUGCCGAAGAAUAGCCGCACCCUAGUCUGCGCACUAUUCAUGAUUCCAACUAUUGCGGGUGCCCUCGGAUUCUUGCUUGCCCCCGAUAAUGCAUACGUCGGCCGACUGAUCUGUUUCUAUCUCACUGGAUCGUAUCAAGCCUCCUUCGUGAUAUCGCUUUCCCUUGUUACCUCCAACACUGGCGGGCAGUCCAAGAAAAUGAUCGUGUCUGGUAUGAUCUGGUUUGGAGCAUGCAUCGGCAACAUUGCUAGUCCCUUCUUUUACAAAUCCGAGCAAGCGCCAGCAUACCCCCUUGGCAUUGGUUCUCUGCUGGUUGCAAAUUGCCUUGAGCUCAUUCUUUUCUUCGUGCUUCGCUAUGCCUUUAUCUGGGAGAACAGAAAAAAGGAGAAGAUGCGCGACGAAUUGCGGGAGAGAGGGGGUGAGGCUGAGCUUAUGGCCGAUUCCACAGCCUUUGCUGACCUGACUGAUGCACAAAACCCGAAUUUCGAGUACGUAUAUUGA
This is a messenger RNA of Penicillium vulpinum, 1578 nucleotides long. Its product is annotated as Major facilitator superfamily domain general substrate transporter. The record is from RefSeq and is a predicted model, not a curated record. Lineage: Eukaryota; Fungi; Ascomycota; Eurotiomycetes; Eurotiales; Aspergillaceae. Gene Ontology annotation, molecular function: transmembrane transporter activity. The transcript has 4 exons. Gene Ontology annotation, cellular component: membrane. The coding region runs from base 1 to 1578 and encodes 525 amino acids. Gene Ontology annotation, biological process: transmembrane transport.